UUGUCAAGUUUGAUGACAACGACUAUAUUUUGUAUGAAUGUGCAGUAACUACGUGUGGUGUAGAUCAAGCCAGACUAAACAGUUUACCAACAAUGGCAAGAUCUGUUCCUUACAAGGAAGGAAUGCUAAUUGGAGAUCUUUACGAUGGAAAAAUUUGUAAUAUUGUAAGAGACUGUCAAUACAGAGUUCGAGGGUCAACUGAUUUAAAUCGAGAAACAACGGUCAAUGAAUGGAGUUCUUGCUUUUCUCUGGUGGAAUCUUUUGAUGAUGUCUGUGAUGUUUUGAUGAUACCUAAAGAAUACGCCCUUAAGGCUCAGACUAGUCACAUCCAAGACGAGAUGGUGAAACAGGCGCUGCUUGGGCUCGAAGCACCAAACUCACUGAUGCUUAUUUUAAGACAAACUUUUGUUAAGCAAAGAAUUAGUUUGCAGAGGGACGAUUCCUCCCUUACGGAACAUUACAGAGAUUUUAGAUCAGACAAUGGCCAACAAACAGCAACACAUUGGGUCAAAGGUUUCGACGUUGGUAACGAGAUCAUUGUAAUUUUACAUUUCUAUGGCACUGAAAAAGACGAAAUCGAUGGAAUUAGAGAAGAGUUUAUGGACAUUCUGAAAGAACAAAGCGAAGGAUUAACGGAGGCAAAAAUACUGAAAAAACUUGAGAAGAAUGCAAAAUGGAUUGAUAGAAAUUUAGAAAAAAAAUUGUUUAAAGAAACUAAUUGUAAGAUACAUAUCAAUGGUCCCAAUUCAAUAAGCAAAGUAGAAGAAACAGUUAAAUUACUGAAAACUUUUUAUGAGUCUAAAAAUAAAUGGAUCGAUAUAGAAGAAUUUACUACCAUUUCUCGGAAGAAACCGCUUCAAAAGACAGAUCUCGAAUGUGUUAAGAGCGAAACUAACACAUUUCCAGAGGCUGAAUUUUUCAAGCUCAGAGCUGAAAUAAAAAUGUUUAAUAAUAACGAUGCGAGGAUUAAAAGUGUUGUCUCUGCUGACGGUCCAGAGGCUGGGAAUGUUUACACGAAUUUACACACAUUGUUGGUGGGAUGUUCAAAAGUGGUUCAAAAAUUGGAGUGUUUGCUCUCGAAGAAAGAAUUCCUCUUUAUUGUGAAAGAAGAUGCAAGUGCACACAAGAAAUCUUUAAUCCAGCUGGCAAAGAAAGCUCAAAUGGUUAUAGCACAACUUGACUUACAGUUGAUAGAUAUAGAAGACCUGGGUUGGGUCAAAGAUGAAAAAAAUCGACCAAAUGUCAUUGAAGAUUAUAUUGAUAUAAAAACCCACACACUUCCUCCAGGUGAUGACAUACAACUAAUCGUAGUUGGGAAAAGUGGUCACGGGAAAAGUACAACAGCAAAUCGUAUUUUAAGAAAAGAAGUAUUCACAACAGGUUCAGGAUUUACCUCGAUUACCAAUGAUUCAAAAAUCGAAAGUUCAUUAGUUGAUAAUCGCUUUCUAACAUGCGUUGACACUCCUGGAGUCUUUGAUUCACAACUUGGUGAUGAUUCAACAAUAUACUCAGCCAUGAUAGAAGCCAUUGGUAAAGGAAUUUCGAGGUGCAGUAAAGGUUUUCAUGCAAUCAUAAUUAUUAUUAGCUAUAAUACAAGAAUCACGCAAGAGGAAAUAAAAUGCAUUGAGAUGCUGCUAUCAUUUUUUGGGAAAGAUGCUCUCAAAUCACAUGGAAUUAUCGUGAUGACUUACGGAGAUAACUUCAAAACGGAUGAAAAGAAUACCAAUCUAUCAUUCAUUGAUUGGCUGAGCAGCCAGGAAAAUAAAUAUGCUCAAGAUCUAUUACAACAAUUCAAUAAUCGAUGCGUAUUAUUUGAUAAUUCAACAAAGGAUGUGGAACUGCGACAGGAACAAUUAGUUCUUCUGAUAAAUCACAUAGAUAAAUUGGGGGGUUCACUCUUAACAAAUGAGUUAUUUGCAAAGGCACGAGAACUAAGAGCAAGCUUUAUUAAAGACAGCAUCUAUUUAGAAGAUAUAUUUAUACAUGCUUGUGAUUCAAUCUUUAAAGAUUUGAGUGUGUUAAAAAAUAAUGCAACUAUUGAAGAAAAUACUGUUAAAAAAAUAGAACGUCUUUACCUAAUAUUAGGAACCCCAACAUCCGGUGAAAUAGUUGCACUGCACAUAGCUUUGGGUGAUGUUAAAUCUGAAUACAAUUGGAAGAUGUUUUCAGCCCAGGCACUUAUUAAAAGUGAUAAGGCUGUUCAAUCACUACUUAAAUGCUUAACAGGAAUUGUUGACAAAAAUGAAAAGACUUUAUGGGAGGUAUUUAAAGAGCUUGUAAAGUUAAUACCAUGCUUCCCCGGAAGCUCCUUAGCUUACCUUGAAUGUGGAAGAGCUAUCAAAAUAGAAAACUUGACGACCGGAAUGAAAGUUUUAGCUUUUGAUGAAAACAAAGGAAUUAUCUACGAUGAGAUCUACAUGUUUGGGCAUCAAGAGAAAGAUGUUCAAGCAUUAUUUGUUGUACUUCAAACUGAAUCUGGACAAGUCACACUUUCACAAGAUCAUCUUAUUUUAUGUAGAAAAAACAACAAGGAAGAUUUUGUUGCUGCAAGUGUUGUCGGAGUCGGAGAUGAACUUCUUACAAGAGCGGAUCCAGGCUUUGGUUGGUCUAAGGUGGUAAAAAUAACCUACAAAUUGGAGAGAGGCAUGUACGCACCUUUCACUAGAAGCGGCACAAUUGUGGUUGACAGUGCUGUGGCUUCCUGCUACAUUGAUGUGCUACCACAUCACGUUAGCCACAUGAUGCUGUCACCUAUGAGAUGUCUGUACAGGAUGUCACCAUCAGUGUUAAGUCAUAUCAACGGUGCACCUGAUGUCUAUCCGGUUCCACCUUGGGCACGUGCAGCGCUCAAACUUUUGGGAUACGAUAAAAGAAAACACAUAAAAGAUGAAUGAAGCUAGCACACACCAAAUACUAAUAGGUAGUUGGCGUGAAGUUCCAUUUCUAUUUAAUGAUGCUUAAAUGUAGCAAUUUUUCUUUUAAUUACUGACACAACAGAAUACAAUUUUAUACAUUAAAUUUGUAGCUUUAUAAAAAUCGUGUGAUAUAUAUUAUUGCUAUAAAACGCACGCUUAGUAAAUUGAAAACGAA
Messenger RNA from Physella acuta, 3090 nucleotides. RefSeq lists its product as uncharacterized. NCBI's taxonomy places the organism in Eukaryota, Metazoa, Mollusca, Gastropoda, Physidae. The record is from RefSeq and is a predicted model, not a curated record. Gene Ontology annotation, biological process: protein autoprocessing. Gene Ontology annotation, molecular function: GTP binding.